Molecule: messenger RNA, 2340 nt
Organism: Chenopodium quinoa (quinoa)
Lineage: Eukaryota; Viridiplantae; Streptophyta; Magnoliopsida; Caryophyllales; Amaranthaceae
Product: O-glucosyltransferase rumi homolog
Exons: 6
Coding region: 407-2029 (540 amino acids)
Source: RefSeq, a predicted model, not a curated record
GAUUAACCCCAAAAUAACUUGAAUAAUUGACACUAACAACCCAUACUAAAACAUCUAAGGAAAAAGACAAACCAUAUUACAAAAACUAUACCCCACUUUACAUUUUUUUUCAAUUUCUCACUCUUUUUUGUCUUUUUACUUCUGCUUUCUUUUCUUUCCUCUUCCACGUUCUUCCACUCUAGUACAGUUUCUUUCUCCUUUCCAUUUUUUCGUCAAAUAUAUUACACUCUUUCACUCCACCCCUUUUCUUCACGGACUUCCUCUUUCUUUCAAUCAAUCAAUCACUUUCAUUUUUAUUUGUGUUUCUUCUGAUCUGGUUGAUUAUUUUCAAAUAAUUUUCUUAAUCGUAAUUUGAUUGAAUCUCAAUUUGAUUUCUGGGAUUGAUGCUCUUCAGCUCGAAUGUAAGAUGAUGAAUGGCAAUUUUGUGAAUAAAUCGAGUAAAUCGGGGUAUUUUGGGCAGAUAUUCGAGAUGUUUUUUCGGCCAUUGAUCCACUCUCCUGCUAGAUCUUCGAUCGUUGUUUUCUUGUUUCUCUCUCUUCUCGUCGGUGCUUUCCUCUCUACUCGUCUCCUUGAUUACUCUUCUAAUGUUGAAAGAUCCACGCAGCAAGCUUUUUCAUCUGUCAUUUCAAGUAGUCAGAUGGCAACAUCAGAUACUUCACAAUAUACCAACUCUAACAACACGACCUCUGAGACACCCAAAAAGGCUCACAAAAAAAUUGUAAUUCCACUUCAAUGUUCUGAUGAUAACAUGACACAAACCUGCCCAGCAGGUUAUCCUGAAAAACUAGAGUUGGAUCCUGAUGCUCCUCCUCCUCCCACAUGCCCUGAAUACUUUCGAUGGAUAUAUGAAGAUCUUCGGCCUUGGCAGAAGGACGGUAUAACAAGAGAUAUGGUGGAGGCAGCUAAAAGAACUGCCAAUUUCAGAUUGGUGAUAUCUAGUGGAAAGGCCUAUGUUGAGAGAUAUCAAAAGUCAUGGCAGACCAGAGAUGUUUUCACCCUCUGGGGAAUUUUACAGCUGUUAAGGAGGUACCCUGGUAGAGUGCCAGAUUUAGAGCUCAUGUUUGAUUGUGUUGACUGGCCAGUAAUAGCUAAACGCUUUCAUCAUCCCAAUAAUGGGGCUCCUCCUCCGCUGUUUCGUUAUUGCGGAGAUGAUAGAACAUGGGACAUCGUAUUCCCUGAUUGGUCCUUUUGGGGAUGGGCCGAGAUUCACAUGAAGCCAUGGGAGUUUUUAUCGAAGGACCUAGAAGAAGGAAACAAGAGAAUGAAGUUUGAGGAGAGAGAGCCUUAUGCUUUCUGGAAAGGAAAUCCCUUUGUUGCUCCACACAGGAUGGACCUUCUCAAGUGUAAUGUCACUGACAGGCAGGACUGGAAUGCUCGCUUGUAUAUACAGGAUUGGGGUAAAGAAGCACAACAAGGAUUUAAACAGUCAGACUUGGCAAGCCAAUGCGUAGACAGAUACAAGAUCUACAUUGAAGGAUCAGCAUGGUCAGUCAGCGAGAAGUAUAUCCUCGCAUGUGAUUCUGUUGCUUUGAUAAUGAAGCCACUGUACUAUGACUUCUUCUCGAGAAGUUUGAUGCCUUUGGAGCACUAUUGGCCUAUCAGUGUGGACGACAAGUGUAGGUCUAUUAAGUUCGCUGUUGAAUGGGGGAAUAAUCACAUGCAAAAGGCCCAGGCCAUUGGGAAGACUGCCAGCAAUUUCAUUCUAGAAGAUUUGAAGAUGGACUAUGUAUAUGAUUACAUGUUGCAUCUGCUUACUGAAUAUUCUAAGCUCUUAAAAUUCAAGCCCACAAUAUCCAAAAAUGCUGUCGAGCUUUGUUCAGAGACUAUGGCGUGCCCUGCAGUGGGAUCAGAGAAGAAGUUUAUGAUGCAAUCUCUGGUGAAGGGUCCUUCAGAUACAGCUCCAUGCAGCAUGCCGCCCCCUUAUGACCUGGCUGCUCUUCAAGGUUUUCUGAGGAAAAAAACCAAUGCAGUGAAACAGGUAGAAAAGUGGGAGAAAGAUUACUGGUCUAAUCGAACUCAACAGCAAUAGAUAGGUCUUUACGCUUUAGAUAGGUAAAAAGAAAAUCAUAAAAGUUCUUGUUAUUUAUUAGACCAAGCGCUUUAUGCUCAAAUUUUUUGUUAUUAUUAUCAUCGGAGUGUAUUUACAGACUAUACACGACACUAGAUAGAUAUAUGUAGAGAUUUUAGUGAGACUGGAAAUUUUAUUCCUCCAUAUUAUUCUUCCUACCUAUAUAAAAUGAUUCAACGAAUCAGAUGAUACACUCAGAUGUACAUAACUUUAGCUUAUUACGAAAUGUAGGUAAAAUAAAAGUAGAAAUUAUGAUUUUAUUUUUAUUUUUA